UUUGUAGUUAUCCCGACAGAAGAAUAUUAACUGAACACUUGGCACGAAUUCGCACGGCACCUAUAUGUCUCAGUACUUCAAGUUUCAUACUUUGUAAACUAUCGUUAUUCGAUCUGAGAGUACAAUCAUGGGUCCAGGCAUAUCACAGAAAAGAAUCAGAAGAUUUUUGAAUUUUGUAACAGACUUCAUUCUGUUGUUAACGUUGAGUUACUAUGUUAGUGCUACAGACAUAAAUGAAUGCAAGUCAACAACCUGUCUGAACGGUGCUUCUUGUAUAGAUGGUACUAAUGGUUACACAUGUUCCUGUAAAGCUGGAUUUAGUGGUGACCUAUGCCAAACGGACAUAGAUGAGUGCAAGUCUUCCCCGUGCCAGAACGAGGCUAUUUGCACAGACAUUAUCAAUGGUUAUGUUUGUACGUGUGUUGCCGGAUAUUCUGGUGUUCGCUGCGAGUCUGAUGUAGAUGAAUGCAGAUCUAUUCCAUGCAAACAUGGCGCUGUCUGUACAGAUAACAUUAACAGUUAUUUUUGUACCUGCAUGUCGGGUUACACCGGAAUCAACUGUGAAAUAGGCAGGUCUAUGCAAAUUAUUGAUAUUGGGUAA
This is a messenger RNA of Mercenaria mercenaria, 601 nucleotides long. RefSeq names its product fibropellin-1-like. Lineage: Eukaryota; Metazoa; Mollusca; Bivalvia; Venerida; Veneridae. The transcript has 5 exons. The coding region runs from base 128 to 601 and encodes 157 amino acids. Gene Ontology annotation, molecular function: calcium ion binding. The record is from RefSeq and is a predicted model, not a curated record.